This is a messenger RNA of Fusarium sp. VM40, 1587 nucleotides long. The record is from the annotation of a GenBank genome assembly. NCBI's taxonomy places the organism in Eukaryota, Fungi, Ascomycota, Sordariomycetes, Hypocreales, Nectriaceae.
AUGCAAGAGUCAGACAGUCAAAGUAUUAGGCAUAGCCCUCUUGGCUUCGCCGGGCCAUUAUCUCUCUCGAUGCCUUCCUUCGGCUUUUGGUAUUCGAGCACAUUCUGGCUGUACCUCUUCUUAGGUCUCUGGAUCCAUCGUUAUUUCCGUCUUCUAGUUCAUUGCGUCAGCCAUUGGACAUAUAAGUCAAAGCCUAUCCCUAGCAAACCGACAUUCACUAGUAAGGAUGUUACUGUGGUUAUCCCUACUAUUCACAAUGCCUUCGAGGAGCUCCGUCCUUCGCUUGAGAGUAUUUUGGCCUGCGAACCGGCCGAGUUGAUCUUGGUCACUACGCAUGACAAGCGAAAGGGUCUUCAACUGUUGGCUGACUCUCUGCCUUUCCCCAAAGUCCGUGUUCUAGACACUCCCAUUGCCAACAAGCGUCUGCAAGUCUGCGAGGCACUCCCCAAGGUUGAGACACCUAUCACUAUCAUGGCCGAUGAUGAUGUAACCUGGCCUUCAACUCUUAUGCCCUGGAUCUUGGCUCCUUUCGAGGACCCUCAGAUUGGUGGCGUAGGAACCUGCCAGCGAGUCCGACGAGAGCACGAUGCUUCUUGGUCUACUAAGGCCUGGAACUGGCUCGGUGCUGCAUACAUCGAGCGCCGCAACUUUGAGAUCUCGGCUACACACAACAUUGACGGCGGUACAUCAUGCAUGUCCGGCCGUACCGGCGCCUACCGCUCUGAAAUUCUCUCCAGCCACGACUUUCUCCACGGCUUCAAGAACGAGAAGUGGAGAAAGUGGAUUCUGAACGCUGACGACGACAACUUCGUGACUCGUUGGUUGGUGAGCCAUCAGUGGAAGACAUGGAUCCAGUACGACAAGGAAUGUGAGAUCGAGACAACACUGGAGAACAGCACCAAGUUUUUGUACCAGUGCUCUCGCUGGGCGCGAAGCAACUGGCGAAGCAACUGGACCAGCAUGGUUACUGAACGCUAUAUUUGGAAGCAGCAAUUGUGGUGCACAUAUGCCCUCCAUUUUGCGACGUUCACUUCGCUGGCUUUUGUCGUUGACCCGCUUCUUCUCGCUUCUUGCUGGUGGGGAACCGCAGACUGGGAUGUCCAGAACCGCCGAUACGCUUUCUGGGCUCAGUUUGUCUUCAUGUUUGCUUUCACCAAGGUCGUCAAGCUCAUGGGUCUCUUUAUUCGAAACCCUAGUGAUAUCAUGUUUCUGCCCCUUUCCGUCAUGUUCGGAUAUUUCCACGGACUCGUCAAGCUGUACGCGUUGAUCACUUUGAAUAUGACUUCAUGGGGUAGCCGAGCUGAUGGAGACGCCAACGAUGAGCAGCGACUUGCUCCCGCCCCACAACCUUCAAUUGUUUUGAAGACUCCUCCUGGAAAGGGCUCACUUAUCCGCUACAACGCUCGUCAGAAGGGACGACAACAACAAAUACAGCAAGGCGCAUGGGAGAAGAGCGACUACGCAGCUUACGAUUCGAGCACUUCUUAUGUACCUAUACGAGUGCAUACACCAAUGGCAACAAUACCAAACAACACUACGCUGUAUACGAACGAAAAUUCUAUCAGCGGACACUGUUGGGCGAUUUGA